Messenger RNA from Rubroshorea leprosula, 655 nucleotides. NCBI's taxonomy places the organism in Eukaryota, Viridiplantae, Streptophyta, Magnoliopsida, Malvales, Dipterocarpaceae. The record is from the annotation of a GenBank genome assembly.
CUCUACAACUUCACCAAUUGCCCCCCUCUUCCUUGUUCGUGUCUCUCUCCCUUUCUCGGCUUUCUCCCAUUUGGACUUUGAAGGAUUGCAAUUAUGUCAAGAAAAGCAAGCAAGCAAGUGAGCUUCAGCCCCGACGUUUACGACAGGCCGACGAUUGUCCUGAAACAUGGUGGCAGUGCUAGAAGAGCAGGAAACAGGAAGAGGGUCGUCGGAAUAUUGGGGUUUAGGGUGUUUAGGCUGCCAAGGAGUUCAAGCUUUUCUCCAGCAAGAUUUUUGAUGCGUCUUGGGGCUAAAAUGGCAAGAGCUCUACGUAGUUUUUCGGAGCCAAGGAAGUCUUCACGUAAGGUUUCUUCUUCCAACCUGGUUAGGUCACGGUCUUUAGCUGAAUCCAUUGACUCUCACAGAGCCGAAGCCAUAGAAGACUGCAUCGAGUUCUUGAAUUCUUCCUCAUCUCUGUCAAGAUCGAACUCCGUCACUUCAUGUUCUUGCUAGAAAUUUGUGUUUUUUCCUUCGGGAAAAAGGUGUAAAUUACAGAAAAAAAAAAUGUAACAAAUUUAGGAUUCUUUAGGUUUUUCCCAGUUGGAUGUAGAAAAUUGCAUGCAGAAACUGAAUGCAUUCUACCAUGAUUUUCUCGCCAGCCGAACGAAUUCCAGUA